GCUUUCACUCCAUGUGUCAGCGCUGAAGGUGGGGAUUUCCCUAUCCCAGACGGGAUUUCUCCGCAACAUGGUGGGCUUCGUGGAGGAGCUCCCGGAAUAUGCAAGAGCUUCCUAUGUGAAUCAAAGUGUGGACGAACAACUCCUGGAGUGGCCGUGCUUUUGGUGCCAACGUGUGGUUGAGACGUUGAUGGUGUGGCAGCGGCGAGCGACGGACCUCCAGUUGGAGUUCACCAUCAUGGAUGAUGGAGGAAACUUCUCCAGGGCGAUGGAGAACUAUGCUGUGAUGACAGCAGAUCCAUCUGUGGAUCUGCUGUUUGGGCCUUGCUUGGGCACUUGGAACGCGUACGCAGCGAAUGUGGUUACUGCCGGCAACAAGGUCUUGGUGCAGUGGUCCAUCACCUACCAACGCUACAUGGGAGGAUACAGGACAGAAGUUUGUCCUUACUGCAACUACAAGUGGUUUCGCGAAACCGAUUGGGUCGACUCGCAGAGUUAUGGCAACCAAACGGAUUUUCUCUUCUCGCGGCGAAGCGUCUCCAUUCCCGCAGGCGAACCCGGGAUCAUUUUUGAGAUCGGCAAAAAUGGUGCGUACCCUGACGUAAAUCAACAUCCGGAAUUCGACUGGGAGCGCAACAACAGAAUUGCCUUAACCAACAGCAUUUAUUACGCCUUGUGGGGAAUCAAGACCGCAGUUGAAACCGAGGUUGUCGACUACGUGUUUGCGCAGGUCGCGCACAAUCUCUUUGCUUGUAGAAGCACGUUUGGCGCAGAUGCUCACUUGGCUGCUUAUUUGUUCGAGUGGAGAAUGGGCAAAAAGUGUCACAAAAUUGCGGGACGCGACUUGGAGCCUGGACGUGAUGCUGUGUGGACCUUUGCCUAUUUUGAGGACAUGUACUCAGUGCCUUUGGAGCGAGCAGCUGUCGACCGUUGGGGGAAUGCCACCACGACCCUGAUUCCAUUGAAGGUCAAGGGACUGGUUUGGAACCCCUUGAGCCUGGACUCGAUUAGUGCCGACGUGUUGGUGCUCUGUGGAACAUCUUCUUUGCUUGGCGAGUUUUUGAUCCAGGCCUCCGCGGUGCAUCUGGCCUUCAAGGCACUCUUCCUGGAGCUGCCUGCAGGCGUGGGAAAGAUCUUUGGCUACGGAUCGUUCCUGGUAAAUUACUUGGUAGAGACGAUUCCCAUUCCCACGGUCUUGCCCAAUACGGUGGAU
Messenger RNA from Cladocopium goreaui, 1210 nucleotides. NCBI's taxonomy places the organism in Eukaryota, Dinophyceae, Suessiales, Symbiodiniaceae. The record is from the annotation of a GenBank genome assembly.